This is a messenger RNA of Canariomyces notabilis, 1752 nucleotides long. RefSeq names its product molybdopterin binding domain protein. NCBI's taxonomy places the organism in Eukaryota, Fungi, Ascomycota, Sordariomycetes, Sordariales, Chaetomiaceae. The record is from RefSeq and is a predicted model, not a curated record. The coding region runs from base 408 to 1253 and encodes 281 amino acids. The transcript has 7 exons.
AUGUCGCUGUUCGCCCCGCUACCUUAGAGUUAGCUGUGCAUGCUUAACGUUAAUAAUACUUCGCACCUAACGUCACCAUACUCGUAACUCAUCCACUCUAGCAAGCAACCGUUCGCUUCAUAACGGGGUUGCCCAACUCAUUGGCAUAGGUAGCCCGCUUCCGGGUCGCUCGGUCUGCGGAGACUUUAUGCUUCAUCUACCCCUUAGUUAGGUAGCGAUCUACGGCUAGUAUCAUCUCGCUGCUGCAACUUCCCAUUCAUGUGUCUAACAUCUCCCGGCCUGUCCUCAUGCCUGUACGCUCAAAUCUACCUCGAGCAGCUCGCCGAUUCUCACGGUCGUUGCCGUCUUCAACUUACCGUCCGGCCUCGUCAGCAACACGCCGAGGAAAUAUACUCCUGAUCCAUACAAUGAGCGCCCUCGCUGCGGUAGACGAUAAUCUCCGUCCCAAGGAAAUAGAUACAGCAGCAUGUCUUAUCAUCGGUGACGAGGUCCUGGGCGGAAAGACCAGAGAAAAAAAUUCCUACACAAUGGCUAGAUGGUGUUUUGAGUUGGGAAUCAACCUGAAACGGAUCGAAGUCAUCCCGGACGACGAGGCUGAGAUCAUAGAAGCCGUCCGCCGCAUGAGUGAGCGGUACGACUUUGUGGUAACGAGCGGCGGAAUUGGACCUACCCAUGACGACAUCACGUACAAGUCAGUAGCAAAGGCUUUCGACCUCCCGCUGGUCCUUCACGAGGAGGCCUACGCUCGCAUGAAGAAGCUCUACAAACAGCGCCAGGAACAACCUCCUUUUAGCUGGGAUGAAGACUCGCCUGCCCGGCGGGCUAGGUUGAGGAUGGUCGAGCUGCCAACUGACCCGAAACUCCCACUAGCAAAGCAGGCACUUUUCCCAUGCGAGGACCUCUUCGUUCCCGUCGCUGUGGUCAAUGAAAAUCUGCACAUUCUUCCCGGCGUGCCAGUGCUGUUCGACAAAUUACUAUACGGCCUGACGCCGUCUAUUCUAUCCCGCCUGGGCCAACCCUUGUUCCGAGCCAGCAUCUCGACGCCGUUGCCCGAAAGCGCUAUCGCCGACUAUCUUACAACACUUGCGUCGCGCCUUGAACCCAGGAGGAUCAAGGUGGGGAGUUACCCCCAGAUAGGGAAGGAUGCGAAGAAUACGGUGACGCUGGUUGGGAAGUACGCGCCGCAACGUCCUUUCCGUAACGCAGCUGACGCCCAUGCAGAGAUGCCGAAUAUAUCAAGAGCAUCGCCUUAGAAGUGGCGAGCAACAUCCAAGGCCAGCUGACAGAAACGCAGCUUAGCCCUGAAGAACCGACACAUGCCAGUUAUGGAGAGAGCGAAGCCAACUAACGGAAUACCUUCAGAGUUGCCGACCUCAGUUCUUUCGUCCACAACUCCUCGUGACACGAUGGACAGGGGAGCUCAACCACGUGGAGCACUCGUCGGCCUUUGUUCAAAGGCGGCCGUUGACGGAUGCGGUCACGGGCGUAUGUAUGAGUUUGGCCAAUGUUGCUGUCGGCAUGCUUGUAGAUCGCUUCUAGAAGAAUUGAACCUCGCCUUCGCCUCCUCUCCCGUUAAUAGGAGAGCCGAGAUGAGCCAGAAUCUGCUGGGGUUGAUAAUGAUGGGAAUAAUCUUAUCUGCUCGCGAAAGAUUGAACCCAUCUUCGGAAAUGAACUCCCCCCCUGAAAACAGAGAAGCUGAGAGGACGGUCUUGGCAUGGAGACAAUAUAUCGUUUGGCUGGGACAUACUGCAG